Messenger RNA from Dreissena polymorpha, 8635 nucleotides. RefSeq lists its product as uncharacterized. NCBI's taxonomy places the organism in Eukaryota, Metazoa, Mollusca, Bivalvia, Myida, Dreissenidae. Gene Ontology annotation, molecular function: structural constituent of presynaptic active zone; protein binding. The record is from RefSeq and is a predicted model, not a curated record. Gene Ontology annotation, cellular component: cytoskeleton of presynaptic active zone; membrane; glutamatergic synapse. Bases 40 to 7110 code for a protein of 2356 amino acids. Gene Ontology annotation, biological process: protein localization to synapse; presynaptic active zone assembly. The transcript has 21 exons.
UUUUUCGUUAUAUUUUGUGACACUUCGAGGAUUGCUUAUAUGAAGUAUAAAAUACACCACUUAUUGUAUGAGCUCAGAUGGCCAAGUGGUCUUAGCGUUAGAAUUUUACUCCAGUGGAAGUUGGAGGAGGAGUAUGUAGCUUACACAACUGACGUUGAGAGGCGUACAACGCAGGUAGCGGCGGCAGGGGAGGUAAAGCGUGAGGCCCCGCUGUGCCCGAUAUGCCUGAAGAGCCCGCUCGUGAUCAAGGAGGGCAAGAUGCAGGAGGGACAGAAUGUGUGUGCCGACUGUUCCAACCUCACUUGUCUCAACUGUGGUAGCAUGCAGGUCUCGCUCACAUCCAAGGAGCAGGUGUGGGUAUGUCACAUCUGUCACAAGAGGAGACAACUCGUGCUCAGCUCAGGCCUUUGGUACCCAGGAUGUGAUGUGGACGAUGAUGUCCCCUUGGCUCGCCACGUGGACAGACGGCUCAAGGAACUUGAGCAUGCAAGUUCCAUGCGAGGUCCGUUGACACGCUCUAUCUCUGUGGAGGGUACAGGAAGCACGCGAGGGGGAGGUAAUGGCGGCCCCUCUUUGUCCAGACAGAUGUCUCUACCCGACUACGACAUGCCGCCGGCCUUCAACGCCCUACACACGCUGGAAGUCAUACUUGUAGGGGAAAGUGGACUCAGUGAUAAUGUGAGUGAAAACACGAGUCCAGAACCUCUGAAUGCCAAGGUGGUCAGUCCAACAGAGUCCGAGGACUUAAAAAAGUCCAUGGUUUCCUCGAAUGGCGGCAGUAUCAGAGGCAUGAGUCACACAAUCUCCCGCAGUGAGUCUGAGUGUUCCGAUGGAGUGUCUGACGUAGAUAUGGAGGAUGCCUCCAUGUUCCGAUCAGUAAACGACCCCAUCAGUCCUGAUGAAGGAAGUGACGACUACUCCUUUAUGAGCAUUGGUAGUUCCGAUGACACAGCAAACAACUCGCUACGAAAAAAACAUAGACCAAAGUCGUUAAAUCUUUCACGUUCAGUCAGUGGCACAUCAUCUGAAGAUGAAACUUCCGACAGUGCUAUAAGUACAGAUGUUGAAUCAAAGUACAUAAAUAAAGUUCUUCCCCCCGACCCCCAUGAAUUAAGGAUUGCUCUUGCAGCAAGUGCAUUUGUUGAGGACAUGCGGGGGGUGGAGGUAAAUAAUGAAUACGAUGAAGAAAUUGCUAUUAUAUGUGCUAAUAAUGAUCAAACUGGUCGUGACAAAGUGAGAUUCAGCCCUUCAGCCCCUAUGAGCCCGAGCUGGCGAGAAGGGCUCGACAGUCCGCCAUUUUCUCCCCGCAGACGCGAUAGCUAUCCAGGCAAGCGACGUGGGUCUUCCCCAGUCUCGCCAAAAGAUAAACGGUUUACGUACACAGACAUCUCCCCUCCCUCUCGACCAUUAUCCAUUGAAGAACUGUACGAUAAAGAUGCAAUUGCAACGUUCGCUGAUCAAUCCCUUGUCCCCCAUGCUCAAAGACCUAGCCCAAAAUCACCAGAUGAAAUGUGUGACUCUUUUUACAGCAACUCAGAUGAGUUACUGACUUUUGAGAGACCAACAUCUAGUCUAAAGAAGAGUAAACCGUUUUAUUCCCUACUAGAAGAUGCAACUAUGGAUCCAAAUGACACAACUACAGUGAUGGACCUUGCAACUUAUGCAGCAACUGUUGCAAGCAAUACUGCUAAUUUAACGUCAAUGUCAAUAUCGCCUACAGAUUUGCAAACAAAAUCUGGCCAUGAUUCACCAGACAGUCGGAGCAGCUCUUCCCCACUCUCGCCCGGUUUCUAUGACAACCUGAACUAUCCCGGGGAAACUAGCAGCAAAAGCGAAGAUUCUGAUGAUGACAUUGAACUGGCUGAUCCAUCUCAGAAGUCUAUUGACUACCAGAACAGCAAACGCCAAAAGGCACGUCCACCUACGACCGAUUGGUCCCCUGUGAUAGAUCUUUCCCCCAUCCUAGAUGUGUCUCCAUCUCUUGAGGAGGCGGAGCAGGCAGAGAUGCUUGCCCAGCAGCAGGCAGAACGGGAACGACAAGCAUCUUGGGAGGAUGAUGCCUAUGAACCAAUGAAUAGUUUUGUUGCCCUUGGAGAUAAUGCUUCUGAAACCGAUUACAUGUACUAUGGACUUAAACGAUACGAUGUUGUGGAAAAUAUCAGUGGUCUUGUGGAGGAACAGAAUAUUUCAAACUGUACAAAUGCUAUAUUGUCAAGUAGUCCAUCAGCAAACAGUAAUGGAGCUUGUGAAAAUGUGAUGAGUAAAAAUAGUGGACUGGUCAAGUCAAAGGUGGACGAAAAUGGAUCAAAGCUUAAUGGAACUAAUCAAACAAUAAGUGCAAAUAAUUCACACAUUGUGAUAAGCAGUAUUCUAUCAAACCAAUCGCCAAUUGGAAAUGGUAGUUUAAUGAAUGGUAGUUCAUUUUCUAAUGAUUCAGUAAUUGAAAAGGUCAAUGAAAAUGUUGUUUUAGCUAACAAGCCAAAAGGAACAGCAUCUUCGAGCCCAUCAAUAGGAAAAAUAAGAAGACAGCUUCCAGAGCCUACAGAGGAAAUUCUUGCAACUGAAAAGCCUAUACCAAAGCCUCGGAAGAAAGAUAACCAAUCCCAAGGACCUGUAGCAAACCCGCCUCCAAAACCAGCAAGAGCACCGAAUCGUCAAGAUCUAAAAGAACCCACACGAAACCCACCGAUAUACAACCAGUCAGCCCUUGCAAGCAAGCAGGUGGCCUCAAAUAAUGUCAAAGCACAGUCUAGCCCAACGCUACAGAAACAGUCGUCGUCCGAGGAAGUGCGUCGAACAGCGAAGGAGAUGAAGGCCAAACCUGACCCACUCAUCAUGAAUUAUCUGGAGAUAGAGGAGGCGUCUGCAUCACCUCAGUACCGAGUCUUGGAGUCCCCACCAAGUCCCGAGAACAAGGCGGCCAUUCGACGAGAGUAUUCUGACAGUACGUCUGUGUCACCCUCCUCAUCACCUGAUCGGGAGUCUUUCCUUUACCCAUCACCAGUUACUCCCCCUGAUUCUGAUUCCUCACCACCAAAGCCACAUUCACCCUCGUCGGGAACCGAUUUUGAGGACGAAUUCAUCCUCAUUUGUGAUGACAGCAGAUCAAGGCCCCAGAGUCGACCAAGAGAUAAGGCGUCUCGUAAUGGCAGCCAGUCAACUUCUGAUGAUCGACGGUCAACAAAAACUGCUGGUGACAAUGGCAAAACAGAUGACAGGGGAACAACUGAUGAAAAGGACAACCUGAACCAUCAUACAAAGGGCAAACAGCCAUCACUGCAAGCUCGAGACCACAAAUCAAAGGACAUGAAGAAAGUUAGACGCAAAUUACCUUCAAUUCCUCCAGAGGAAGAGCAGGCUCAGGUGGCGUCUGCUAAAUCAAAGCAGCGCCCUCUUCCCCCUAGAAAGCCACCACCAAGGACGGAUAAUAGACUCCACAAAGGGAAAUCGUCAGCCUCCUCUGGUACGAGUGAUGACUCUUCCAUGAACGAAGAUGACAAGGAAGUUGCCAGCAUUACACGCAAGAAACAGAUCAAUAACCUGGACAAACCGUCCAUAGACAAGCAAAAUGGUAACUACAUAAAGUCAAAGAAUACAGACGCUACUCUAGCUCUCGAGGUUGCUGCAGUCAAUAUACCUCCGGAUAACAAUACUCAAGCGCUCAAAUCAAAUGAAGAACUUGUAAAGGAAACCUAUAUGAAUGAAACAGAUGCAAUUAUUGAUUCGCUGAUUAGCAUUUAUGGCGAACCAAUCACCACAGCAAUGAGAGGAUUAAAACGAAGACUGCAAGACGAGUUACGGAGGGUCACUGAAGGUCGGAGAAGAAAAAUAGACGAGUAUGAAGAAUUGCGGGUGCUUAAAUUUCAGUUGGGAGAAUUGAGAAUAGGUGGAUCAAGUUCAAAUGGAAAGAAACGCACUACCUCAAAUUCACGAACAUCGCCACAAAUGAUAAAUCGCAGAGCGAGGCACAAAAGACAAUCUUCAGAUCCCAUGGUUGCAAAGUUUUCGCCGAUAAAAGAGGAUAAGGAUAUUGAGUCUGAGAUGCAGAGUGCUCACAGGGAAGACAAUAAAGGAUCUAAAACUGAUGAUAGUUCCCUGUCUGGCGUUAGUGAUACUGAUAGCAUUAGGUCAGAACCUGUGAAAGGAAACGAUAAACUGUGCAAGAAAGUGAAGCCUUCAGGCUAUACAAAACUGUUUUACGACAACAAUGCUCAAUCCCAGUUUUCAGUAACAGACAAAAAUCCAGCAAAAGGUGUGUCGAUUCAGCCGCACCUUAUCUCUAGUCAUUCUGAAGGAAAUCUGCCGCAGACUGAAGAGGACUUGGAAACAAGGCAGAGGGAGGAGAAAGUAAGGGAACUUCAGUUUGAGAUUGAAAAACGGAAGAGACAGUUGCUGGAACAGGAAGCCAAGUUGAAAGAAGCCAGAUCAAGCAUUUGUGCUUCAAAAAAGCAAAUAGCUCAAAGCUGUGAUGAGAUAUCAACAAGAAUGAAUAUCCCACCAUUUCACCCCCGUCCAAUACCUACUGGGAUUAUAAAACCAAUAGAUGAUGAUGAUGAUGAUGACGAUGAUGACGACGACUUUAUACCAGACAAGUCGGUAUUUCAAAGUCAGGCCAAUUAUAGCUCAAGUGAAUAUCUUGCUCACAAGCAGGAGGAAUUUCUCCGCCAAAGACUUGAAGGGCUUUCCUCGUUUUCCUCCCCAUUUCUUUUUAGUGCGGAUUUUGGCGAAAAGAGUGCUUUUGUGCCUCAGCUGACAAGAACUGGUUUGGACACGUAUUCCUAUUCAACAGGUAACGUAAACGUAGGUAAAGACAAAGUGUUGUGUACAAGUGCAACAUUACCAAACAUGCCAAUAUUGAAGGCUGACUUAGAGAAUAACAACAGACCAGCAUCAGAUGUUGAGUCAAGUCCGCCUUGUGAUCGCACCCCUGCUAUGCCACUUUUGUCAGAUGUGAAGGCUCGAUCAAGGCGAAUUAUUCAUGAAAUCGGAACUGGUAGUCGACCUGUGUCUGCUGAAUUCAAUCUUGGGGUAGAAGAUUUAAUGAACGGAAUGUAUCGUGUAGAGAGUGACAACAGUGUUGACGCAGAUGAACCUAUAAUGAAACAUUUGAUGGAAGGCGGAGUAACCAUUCUUAAACAGCUGGAGCGCAGAAAGCAGCCCCCUCCAUCUCUGCCAAAGAAAUACAACUUCCCGGUUAAAAGAAUCUUACUGACUACCGACCCUAAAGAGAAAUAUGGCAAAGGUCGUCCAGGUAAUGGCAUAGGCAUGAAGGUAGUUGGUGGGAAAUCCAUUCCCGGGUCUAACGAAGUGGGGGCCUUUGUGUCGACCAUCUUCAAAGGGGGAGUGGCUGACCAGAUACACGGGGAGGUAAAUGAAGGUGAUCAGAUCCUGGAGUGGAACGGUGCAGAGUUGACAGGGAAGUCCUUUGAAGAAGUUCAGCAGGUCAUCUCACAGGCUCCCACUGGAGAGGUGGAGUUGGUCAUCAGGCCGUGUGGCACCUCUAAGAAGCCUCAUUCUGAUUCAAGGUUGCUGGAAACCAGCUGCCAUUCCUCUUAUGACAACCUGGAGACAGCUGGUCAAGAUGAGGCAGCUGCUACUGAGCCCUGUGAAGAAAAGCAUGCAGUGAGUAUAGAACGCUGGGAGGAGGAUUCCAACAUAGAGGAAGCGCCGUACGACCCGGACCUGGAGGACAUAGCAGAGGAGGAAGUGUCACCAGGCAUGUCUCAGGAGCCGUCUCCGGGCAUGUCCCACUCCUCCAGUCAGCAGGACUACAACACAGCCUCCUCUGGGUGCAGUUCCCCACUCUCCGAGCCGGCCUCUACGUCAUCUGAGUCCCAAGCCCGGGCCAACAUCUCCCGACGUAAAAACACGGGCUCUGGAGGUCAGGCUUCAUCAUCAGCAACAGGUAGUCAGGCAUCAUCACAGGGGACAAGGGCAAGGUCUGCGUUGGCGUCUGGGGCAAUCAACAGCAAGAACUGCUAUGGAAGUCAGGGUAAGCUGUCGAUAGGUGCUGCCCUGGAGAUGGCUCCCAUAAAGCUCACCCCGUCUGCCUCCGAGUAUUUUCGCAGACCUGCUCAAGGGCAACAGAAUUUUCAAGGCAGUUUGGAAAACUCUGACCGACAUAAUUAUAACCAUAAUCUUAAUUUAUCCAGCGCCAGUGUUAACAGUGUAAGCAAAAGUCGACAGUCUCUUGUGCAAUCACUGCCCACGCCUACAAACAUUGAUAGACCAGUGCGCAAAGAUUCAACUCGAUCUGUCUCGAGAAUUAUGGAGAAACAGCACAGUGAUAGUCGAGAUGCAAAAAAACAUGAACCCCUCAGUCAGCAAUCGAACUCUUUCGAUGAUUUUCUGAGAAUGUCUCAUCAUGCCGGAGUUGAUGAUCGUCAGUUGUCACCGUCUAAAGUGCAGCGGUCAACCAAACAUAGGGGUCUCUCAAUCUCGGCUUCAGAACUUGUACGAAGGAAGGAAUCUGAAUCUGAGGAAGAUAUAAAAAAGUCCCCCAAGGGCACCAGCAGGGGAAACAGACAGAUGGGAGAUAUUCAGCUCCAGUUAUGGCAUGACCCACAGAAUAAUGAGUUCAGGGUGCGAGUGAUACAGGCUAGAAACCUCCUGCCCAUGGACCUGAAUGGACUCUCCGAUCCCUUCGCCAAGCUGUACCUCCUGCCUGGGAGAUGUGCUGACAACAAGCGUCGCACGAAGCACAUUGCUCGAACCCUAAACCCCGAAUGGAAUGAGACGGUGGUGUUCCAGAAUGUACACAUUGAGGAGCUUCGUAACAAGACCCUGGAGGUGACAGUCUGGGACUAUGACAGGUUCAAGGCCAACGAUUUCUUGGGAGAGGUCGUCAUCGACUUCUCAGAAGAAGCGUUCUUAGACAAGCUGCCCCACUGGUAUCCGCUGUGUAACCAUGAUGACACAAAGGGUCUUGACAUCCCACAACCCACCGUGCUUCCUCCUGCAAAAUCUCGGGCAAACAGCGCAUCACCACGCCCCUCCCUGGUAGAGAGGCAGGACAGGGGUGUGAAUGCUGCACGCAAUGACAGAGUUAGACCGGGACUAGGUAGACGAAGACGCUCAUUUGACACCCUACAAGACGUUGACAAGGUUUGACCAGAUCAAAAAAGUGAUAGCUAGAUAGAAUUGCCAAAUAAAGCGAAUACACCAAAGGUGUGUGUACUGGACAAGAGGUGUAACAGUUUUCCCAGAAGCAAACAGAGCUCUCCAAGUCAAAAGGACAUUGGGGAUGUCCGAAGCAUUCCAAAAAUCUGCAAUUAUGUGUUCAAAUACAUGUGUUCUAGUUUGUUCAUUAACCAGCCAUCAAUACUUAACGCUGUUUCAAAUGGAGCAGGGUAUCUAUAAGCUACCAUUUAUGCAUACUAACGUUGGCAUGGUUUUACUGGUCAUCUGCAUUAUAAUUAUUCAUUAAUCUAAGGCCUUUGUGAGUCAUGUUUUUCUUCUUCACAAACCAAUGGAGACAUUUAACAUUUGAUAACAAGCAUCAUGAUAGCUCACCGACAUUUGUAUCCUGGAAUGACGUGCUUUUAUAUAGCUGCUGAUGAGAUCCAAUCAAAUAUUCAUUGAGACCUUCAUAGUGAUUGUGGAUAAAUCAUUCCAUAUUUUAAUAUUCAUCCAAACAUUUAUUAUUAAUGUUCAUUCAUUAUGAAACUUUUUUUUUUAAUUGUAAAUAAUAAUCAGAACAUCAACACUGUAGUUUAUUUGUAUACAGCACAUAUUGGUAGUUCAACAGUUUACAUUCUUUCCUGGUUAUUUUAGAAUCAUCAAAAAUCUGUUGUAUAAUCUAUAUAUAAAACGUACUGAAGGUAAGGCCCCAACAAAUUGAUAGUUUGGCCGUUUUUCCAUUACUUUUUUUAAUGCACCUGCAUUGUCCUUUUUACCCCGCAUCCAAGUAUUUUAAAUCAGAGUUUUUUCUAUUCAGUUUGGUAAUGCCUGCAUAUUUUACAACAUAGACUGUUUUUUGUGUGUGAAAAAGUUAAUAGCAGUAACUAACAGUUUUUAAUAAGUUCAAUGCAUUUGAAAGAAAUGUGAAUGUGUUCAUCAAAUAUGUUAACAAUUACUUUUUUGCACCUGAUUAUUAAAAAAAAAGAUAAAAACAAGUUUAUUGUUAUUAUUCUUGAGCUCACUCAUUCCAAAGUUUAAAAAACUCAUCAAAGUGAUUUGCCUUCAGUAAAUAAUGUAGCUGUGGCAUUAGAUUACAAACAUAUUUUUAGAUUCAAGAGCAAAACCAAUGAAAGAACAUGUUUUUUUGUAACCAUACUAAAAUAAUAAGUUGUGUUUUAAUAUCAAACUUUGAAAACAUUAUAUUGUUAGAAGAUUCCCCUGCUCUGCACUAAUAUAUUAUAGUUAGAAGUUGCACUUUCACAUAUUUUAUCGUUGUUUAUAUGUAAAUACGUUUGAUUUAAUUCUCUACAUUGUUCCUUAUUAUAUGCUGUCAAAUGUUUAUAGAUGUUAUGAAGAUAUUGUUAAAGUUCGUUAUAAAUUCGAAUUGUGUGGAGUCGCGUAAUUUCUUGUUUGUUAUUAAGUUUUUUGUACUCAUUCCAGUUGCAAUCAUUCCAUUUUUUUGCAAUUUGAAUCAUAGAAUACGUUAUUACAACAUAAUAAACACAUGUAACUGACA